AUGUUAUUAGAGGCUCGCCUGGAUGCUGCAGCGAUUCGUCGUCAACCAGCCCCUCCUCCCCCCGACACUCCCCCCAACAGCAGCAGCAGCAGCAGCAACGACAGCAGCAGCAGCAACGACAGCAGCAGCAGCAGCAGCAGCAGCAAUUAUAUAGAUCCAAUAUAUUUAGAUAUGUAUUUAUUAUUAAUAGAUUCUUUUAUGAUGUUAUCUGUAAAAUUAGCAAAGUGUUUUGUUGCAUUAGAUAAAACAGACGAAGCAAUUCAUGUACUACAAAGGUGUGUAGAAGCAACAGAGAAAUCAUUUAGAUCUUUUAUUGGUAUACGUGAUGCAGCAGCCCGUCUCCUUUUGUCUGAAUUAUUAAGGAAAAAAAAGAGACAAUUAGAGGCAGAUUGUCUCCUUUUAUCUGUCUCCUUUGAUGGUCUAUGGAGACAAGAAAGAAUUGAACAGCCUCUGUCUGCAGAAGAACGAGUAGAACAAUACAGACAAUUACAGGCAGCAUUUGCAAGAAGAGAGGCCCUUACCUCUUCUUCCUCUGCUGCUGCUGCUGCUGCUGCUGCUGCAACAGGAGCAGCAGGAGCAACAGGAGAAACAGCAGCAGCAGCAGCAGCAGCAGCAGCAGCAGCAGCAGCAGAGGAAGAGGAUGCAAGUCUUGCUGCUCGCUUCCUGUCUCUUGUUACUGAUUGCGAAUUAGAUACAAAAAGGGUACAAAGAGAGGCACAGCAAAGAAGAGUAGAGGCAGCACAAGAUUUAGGGGGCCCCCCUACAGGGGGCCCCCCAGGGGCCCCCCCGGGGGCCCCAACAAACGGUUCGACAGGGUCCGUUCCAGGUGUCCCCUCCAUAGAUGGGAUAGGGGGGGGCCCCGGAGGGGGCCCCCAUGGGGGCCCCCCUCAUCAAGGGGGCCCCCAAGAAGGACUAGAGGCAUAUUGUACAUUUAUAUCUCGAGAAUUAAGUUUAGAGGGAGGAAUGCAUAGAUUAUCAUUAGCUUGUUUGCGGCGUUUGCUGCAGAGAAGAUUAAGAAAAGAAGUGUCUCCUUUGUCUCUCCUUGGUGCCUAUGGUAGAUUAUUAUUUGCGCAUGCAGAUUGCAGCAAUAGUAGCAGCAGCAGCAGCAGCAGCAACAGCAGCAGCAGCAACAAUAAUUUAAGGGAAAGAGAUGUUAUGCUAGAAAAUAGGAUCGUCAUGGUGCUGUAUUAA
Messenger RNA from Eimeria maxima, 1191 nucleotides. RefSeq lists its product as hypothetical. The record is from RefSeq and is a predicted model, not a curated record. The transcript has 8 exons. Lineage: Eukaryota; Apicomplexa; Conoidasida; Eucoccidiorida; Eimeriidae. The coding region runs from base 1 to 1191 and encodes 396 amino acids.